UGCUUUCGCUGCUCCUGAACGCACGGCGGUGGCGGACGAAGAGACGGCUGUGUGGAUGCCGCUGGGAUACGAUCGCGGCUUGUCGCGGGCUCGAGGUAUACGAGUGAUGGACACAGAGAGUUUGAUGGACAAACCCACCUCGCAAAAACUUUCCAAGUACCCUACGCACAAGUCGGCCCCUGACGUGAUCGCGGCAUUUCGGCACCACGGCAGCAGCCGGUCCAAGGUCAACGUCCGACCGAUUCAGCUCACGUCUCCAUGUAUCAACGUCGCACGGGCGGUCGAAAACGGAGACGUGUCCUUGAUGGGGUCUCCGACCCAUGUCGAGGAAGUGUCUGUCGAGCAUCAUGACGAUUGGCACGACGUUGUCGAUGUCCACGUCGACUCAUCGCCGACGCCUGGUAACAUUCUCACUCGGGACGUGCUGCAGUCCAGCUUGGAUUUACUUUAUCCCACCAUGGACGCGGACGUGGCCGCGUCGAUUCAUACGCUGCUCCUUAACCCUGACCACGGAUUUGGCACGUUCCAGUUUGACGUGUUGGCAUUGUGCGCGUACUUGCCGUCGUCCACGUUGGUGCUUGUCAGUCACUUGAUCUUUUCGGUCAUGUCCUUCGAUGGCCUUGACAUGGAUGUCUUGCUCGCGUGGGUGCGGGCCGUCGAUGGAACGUACAACCCCGCGAUUCCGUACCACAAUGCGGAUCACGCCGCGGACGUGGUCCACUCGCUCUACUGCGUCGUUGUGCGGACUCCAUUACAGUCAAUCCUGUCGGCCCCCAUGCAAAUCAGUGGUCUCUUGGCUGCCAUUACCCACGACGCCGCCCACUUUGGGCGGACGAACUUGUUUCUUAAGAAGUCCAACCACCGCUUGGCCACGAUGUACCCUGUGUGUUGCCCCCUGGAAGAAAUGCACGCGGCCGUCGGUCUCGAACUAUUCACGGACCACAACGUUCUCGGCCACAUGUCCCCGUUGCUUCAGUCCGAGCUCCACCUGGUCAUCCACAGCGCUAUCUUCACCACGUCACUGUGCGAACAGAAGAAUCUGCUCGCGUCGCUGCGGGCAGUGGACAAGUCGUCGUCGUCCUUUGAUGUAGUUCUGCUCCAAGCCGCGCUGCACGCCGCCGAUUUGGGCCAGACGACCAAACCGUUUGAGGUCCAUCGGCUGUGGGUAAACCGUCUCGGCGACGAAUUGUUUGAGCAAGGUGAUGCCGAGAAGGCGCUUGGGUGGACAGAUGUGUCGCCCAUGUGUGACCGAAGUGUUGGGUUUUCAGUGGGCGGGCAGCUGUUCUUCAUGCAAAAUCUCGUCUUGCCGGUGUACACGGCGCUGAACGAACGGUUGGACGGAGCCUUGGAGCAAGUGUUGCGCCAGAUCGCGACCAACGUAAACGUGUGGAAGCACACCAUGACAUCUUGAUAACUUAUUGAUUCACCACCACCAUGCCAUCCUGUCCGCACUCGACGCAAUGUCUGCUCGAUCUUGGCGCGAGCUCCGUGCACCAAAUUGCCAUCUGCUCUUUGUCGAUCCGAUUGUUGGGGCGCCCAAAAUGUCUUGCCCUAUUGUCAAAAUAUGUGUGAUUCAGGGGUAGUACUUUUGAACGAAAUGACCCCCG
This is a messenger RNA of Aphanomyces invadans, 1607 nucleotides long. RefSeq lists its product as hypothetical. The coding region runs from base 56 to 1411 and encodes 451 amino acids. The record is from RefSeq and is a predicted model, not a curated record. The transcript has a single exon. NCBI's taxonomy places the organism in Eukaryota, Oomycota, Saprolegniomycetes, Saprolegniales, Verrucalvaceae. Gene Ontology annotation, molecular function: 3',5'-cyclic-nucleotide phosphodiesterase activity. Gene Ontology annotation, biological process: signal transduction.